AUGGUUAUGGGUUUCCUGGAUGACACCAAAGUGAAGAACUUCAUCACUUGCUUCAAAGACGUGACCUUCCUCACGUUCUUCUUCACGCGGCUGGAGCGGAACCGCAGCGGCCGCUACGAGCGCGAAUUCCCGUUCGUGUCCCGCUGCGGCGCGGAGCGCAACCUCCUGCGCUGCGAGCACAGACCCAUCGUCUUCACCCGCCUCCUGCCCCCGGACGCCUCCUCCUCAGCCUCCUCCUGCUCCCGCCGCGCCGUGCUGUCGUUCUGCGGCGGCGGGGAGCGGCUGGCCGUGCCGCUCCGGCCCGAGGCGCUGGUGAUGCUGCCGGAGAACGGGCGCUUGUACCACCCGGCGCCGGGCCGGGCGGGGGGCGCGGGGCCGGUGCGCUCGGCGCUGGCUCUGGAGUGGGGGUCCCGCUUCGAGUACGAGCAGGGGCCGGAGCAGCCCCCGACUCACUUUUGGUGGGAGGGGAAGAGGUAUCGGCUCACGGGGGAGCUGGUGCAGCUGCUGCGGGGAGGGGAAGGGGCGGGGGAGGCGGAGAGCGGCGGGGCCGCGGGGCGGGGGUGAGGCUUGGAGGGGGUGG
Molecule: messenger RNA, 580 nt
Organism: Colius striatus (speckled mousebird)
Lineage: Eukaryota; Metazoa; Chordata; Aves; Coliiformes; Coliidae
Product: UPF0598 protein C8orf82 homolog
Exons: 3
Coding region: 1-564 (187 amino acids)
Source: RefSeq, a predicted model, not a curated record